GUUCCCAAUUUCUAUUUCUGAGGGUAAACUCUUUUACCUAAUAUUUUUCAGACAAUUCUGAUUUACGGACUUUUCGAACCUAAUUCAUCUCUUCAAGAAAUGUGUUCUUUCACAUUUAUAUAACGUUUUUCAUCUCCACACACUUCGUUUUCUUCUGCAACUACCGGAAAUUCAGACAAUAGAAUUUUAUUAUUUUUUUUUUGUUUAUUGCGUUCGUCAUCUAUGCUCAAAAUUUUGGGAAAGUGGAGCUGAAAUCUUGUUUCUCGAUCGGAUUAUUUGUUAAUCAGGUACAGCAGCUACUCAUGUCAGAACUCAUCGAAGGUCUCCCAGAUGCAGUAGCCUUAAGAUGCCUCGCGCGGGUUCCGUUUCACCUCCACCCCAAUUUAGAGCUCGUCUCCCGUUCUUGGAGAGAAGCCAUUCGCAGCACCGAGCUCUUCAAAGCCCGUCAAGAGGUGAACUCAACCGAGGAGUUCAUAUGCGUGUGCGCUUACGACCCGGACAAUCUGUGGCAGCUCUACGACCCUCCUCAUGACCGUUGGAUCACCCUCCCCGAUCUGCCAUCCAACAUCCGCCACCUGGCGCACUUCGGCAUAGUCUCAACGGCGGGAAAGCUGUUCGUGCUGGGAGGCGGAAGCGACGCCGUGGAUCCCACCACCGGCGACCAGGCCGGCUGCUUCGCCACCGAUGAGGUCUGGUCCUACGACCCGGUAACUAGGCAGUGGGCCCCGCGGGCCCCUAUGAUUGUACCCCGGGCCAUGUUUGCUUGCUGUGUAUUGGACGGUAAGAUCGUCGUGGCUGGUGGUUUUACUGACUGCAGGAAGUCGAUAUCCAAGGCGGAGAUCUACGAUCCUGAUAAGGACACAUGGCAGCCGAUACCGGAUCUCCACCGUACGCAUAACUCAGCUUGUACUGGAGUGGUUUUGGAGGGUAGGGUUCAUAUCUUGCACAAGGGUUUGUCGACGGUGCAGGUUUUGGAGAAGAAUGUUGACCAGGGUUGGACCGUCCGUGAUUGUAGUUGGCUGCAGGGACCAAUGGCGGUGGUUAAGGGGAAGCUGUAUGUAAUGAGCCAUGGUCAGAUAUGUAAGCAGGAGAGGGAUUCGAAUAAGCUAGUUGUUUCUGCCUACGAGUUCCGUAGGAGGAUUGGUUUUGGUAUGAUUGGUUUGGGGGAUGAUAUCUACGUGAUUGGUGGGGUUAUUGGUCCGGAUAGGAUGAACUGGGAUAUCAAGCCGUCAUCUGAUGUGGAUGUUUUGACACUUGGCAGCGAGAGAUUGGUUUGGCGACAGGUGGCGCCUAUGACGAGGUGCCGUGGGACUGUUCUUGGUUGUACACAGCUCAGAAUUUAGAAGAAGAAGAGUAUAUGAUGGUUCUUGUUGUUGGGUGUUUGGACUUACUUUUUUUUUUUGGGUUGUCCAAUACUUGGAUGGAGAGGCAUUGCAAUUACCGAAUUACCCCUCUUCUAGUUUUUUUAGACUACAUUGGUAUCAGCUUUAGUAAAACUUUGGAUGGAUAUUUUUUUUUUUUUUGGAUUUUUUUUUUCUAUGUUAUGUAAUUGCACCUUGUAUGAGUUGUUUCUACAUUUAUAUCUGUUGAUGCAUU
Molecule: messenger RNA, 1596 nt
Organism: Erythranthe guttata (spotted monkey flower)
Lineage: Eukaryota; Viridiplantae; Streptophyta; Magnoliopsida; Lamiales; Phrymaceae
Product: Galactose oxidase/kelch repeat superfamily protein
Molecular function (GO): protein binding
Source: RefSeq, a predicted model, not a curated record